AGCGUGCGGCUGGCAUCCACCGCCUUGAACUCCCAGCUCCCCCUGUCUGCCGUCGUCUUUCUAAGGUCGAUGCACACGAUUUUCAGCGCAUCGCUGGCAUCCUCUGCCUUGAGCUUCAAGCUGUCUCUGUACGCCGUCCUCUUUUCAAGGUCGUUGCGUACGCUUCCCAGCGUGCGGCUGGCAUCCACCGCCUUGAACUCCCAGCUCCCCCUGUCUGCCGUCGUCUUUCUAAGGUCGAUGCACACGAUUUUCAGCGCAUCGGUGGCAUCCUCUGCCUUGAGCUUCAAGCUGUCUCUGUCCGCCGUCAUCUUUUCAAGGUCGUUGCGUACGCCUCCCAGCGUGCGGCUGGCAUCCACCGCCUUGAACUCCCAGCUCCCCCUGUCUGCCGUCGUCUUUCUAAGGUCGAUGCACACGAUUUUCAGCGCAUCGGUGGCAUCCUCUGCCUUGAGCUCCAAGCUGUCUCUGUCCGCCGUCAUCUUUUCAAGGUCGAUGCACACGAUUUUCAGCGCAUCGCUGGCAUCCUCUGCCUUGAGCUUCAAGCUGUCUCUGUCCGCCGUCAUCUUUUCAAGGUCGUUGCGUACGCCUCCCAGCGUGCGGCUGGCAUCCACCGCCUUGCGCUCCCAGCUCCCCCUGUCUGCCGUCGUCUUUCUAAGGUCGAUGCACACGAUUUUCAGCGCAUCGCUGGCACCCUCUGCCUUGAGCUUCAAGCUGUCUCUGUCCGCCGUCAUCUUUUCAAGGUCGUUGCGAACGCUUUCCAGCGUGCGGCUGGCAUCCUCCGCCUUGUCCUUCCAGCCGUCCCUCUCCAGCGUCACCUCUGCGAGGCUGUUAUCUAGGCAUUUCAGCAGCUUGCUGCGUUCACUCGCCUCUUGCUUCCACUUCUCCAGGCUAGCCGUUGUUUCUGUAAAGAUUGGGUAA
Messenger RNA from Ixodes scapularis (black-legged tick), 915 nucleotides. RefSeq lists its product as uncharacterized. Lineage: Eukaryota; Metazoa; Arthropoda; Arachnida; Ixodida; Ixodidae. The record is from RefSeq and is a predicted model, not a curated record. The transcript is spliced from 2 exons. The annotation marks the transcript as partial.